CAAAAGACGAGCCUGGAUUUAACUCAUACUGAGUUAACACAAUGAUUCUCUUUCAGCUGGCUGUUUGUGUUGUACUUACCCUGUGUUUAACUUCAGCCACCCUCCAGGCCUCAUUCAGUUCAAAUACAACCCAAUGCGUCAAAGCAAACAAUACAAGCGCAAGAAAAAAGCUCCGAUUGAACAGAGAAAUCUUUAGCAUCCCCAAGGCUGCUAGCCCAACUCAUACUCGUGUGAUACGCCUUUAUUGUCGAACUGGUUAUCUGAUGGCAGCUUACAACAGACGACUCCAAGGCACAACAGAUAUCAAAAACAACCAAACUUGGUUCGAGUUACAGUCAUAUGGACAAAGUAUCGUACGACUGAAAAGCCUGGGAACUGGAAAGUAUUUAGCAAUCAAUUGGCAGGGGAAACCGAAGAUGCAGGGCCGUCUAAGAGAAGAAAGCCUAUUUCGAACUAAGCUAGAAAGAAACGGCUUCCACAGCUUUGCCUCACAUAAGUAUUAUCUUCGCCAUCGUCAUGACCUCUUCAUUGGCAUCAAGAAAAACGGAUCAGUCAAAACACCGCUGACCACGAUGCCAGGACAAACAGCAGUACAGUUUAUAGUUCUUUACUGAAUGCGUGGUUUUAACUUUGAAGAGUACCUAAUAUUGCCAAGAAAUGAAUCCCAGUCAGACUAGAUGUGUGCGCAUCCUGUCUCAGUCAGACUAGAUGUGUGCGCAUCCUGUCUCAGUCAGACUAGAUGU
Messenger RNA from Actinia tenebrosa (Australian red waratah sea anemone), 743 nucleotides. RefSeq names its product fibroblast growth factor 1-like. Gene Ontology annotation, molecular function: growth factor activity. Lineage: Eukaryota; Metazoa; Cnidaria; Anthozoa; Actiniaria; Actiniidae. The record is from RefSeq and is a predicted model, not a curated record.